AUGGGCAUGGAGUAUAUCUCGACCGGGACACCAAACGAGCCCAUAUCCUCUAUUGGUGCAGUUGUCAUUGAAAGCACCGGCUCAUACGACGACGAUACGAUUGUCACGAUGAGUCAAUUUCAAUUAUUUCCUCCGCCUUCACCGGAGACAAAAGCGGCCAAGAAUCCGUUUCGCAGAGGCAUCAAAAAGACACCAGCUGUGAAGGUUGAGCCUUCCUCUCCGAUUUCUCUCCAUGAGAUCAAAGACUCUACCAAAGCCGAGUCUGUGCUUCUUCAAAUCAUCGAAGACACUUCUUCAUUACCUCCCCCGCCAUCUCACGCACAGAAUACGCGGUCCAAAUCUCCAUCCGUGAAGGAAUCAACGCCUAGUUCCAAGUCUCCUCGGUCCCCCCGCAGUCAAAGCCGACAAGAAAACAAGUCUCCUGCACGAGUCUUGCAAUCGCGCGGGCAUGUGAGCAAUAGUAGUAGCAGUGAUCACACUACCAGCUCAACUGCUUCGCCUCAAUCAUCCCAGUCAUCUGUUUCACCAGUUCCAAUGAGAUCAUUGUUUCCUCGCUUCGAUCCAAAAGUCCCUCUGAACAACCAAAAUACUCAAUUCCAGAUGCAGAGUAGUGAUCAACCGACAAAGAAGUCACGCAGGCCGCAUCUAACUUUAGCUACCUCCUCUUCCGAGAUUGAUCAUGUCCUAGGGCCAAAGACUGUUCCCGCGAGUGUAUUGAACUUUCCAAAUGGUAUUUCGGAUUCGGAAGAGAUUCGAUACUCGACUCCAUAUGAUCUGGAGGUGCUGUGGGAAGCUGCAAAUGGUCAGCGGCCUCAAAGUCUCGCUGGGACAUUCAACCUGCGCAUGUCAAGAACUGGACCAGCGACCUUCACAUUUGGCAAUUCUCAACAGCCGUUUUACACUCUCCAGACCUUUGAAAAUGACGAACUAUCGAUCUCGCGAGGAGCCCCAUCGAAGCCUAACAGCGAUGUACCUAUCAUGACUUUGAGUCUUGAAGACCGUGGACGUCGCGAGCAUCCUCAUGAUGGCCUUGUUGCGCAGCUCUUUUCAAGGCUUGCCGCCAUGCUUGCUAUCGAGCAAGCAGACGAAAUCAGCAAACUUCAUCAACUGGCUCCAUCUGAGGCAGCGGAUGUUGAGAAUCAAGCUCUCAGGCGGGCGGCUGCCCAAGAGUCCUGCCGUUUGUCCUGGAACCGCAACUCAAGGCUUUACGAGCUUCGACACCCCUGCCUGACCAGACACCAACCCCCAGCCCUGGUGGGAGCUCAGGGUAUCCCUCUCUCUCCUGUGCGAUCCAAGUCUUCGGGAAUUUUGUACAUUACUGUUUCUGCGCCGUCAAGUGAUGCGAUGCCUCAUCAAGCCCCGACAAUCCUCGUCACUGGCCCCCCAUCUUCGAUGGCCCUAGCAGCAGCGCAGCAAGCCGCUAAUCCACGCACUUCGGUUCUCCCGGUCGCUGAUUCAGACGAGCCGCUGGCAUCUCUGGACUUUGCAACUCGGACCCUGACUAUCUCACCCGCUGCUGUCAUUGCCACUAUUCCUUCGUUAUAUGCCAUCGACUCGCUCAUCGCAGCUAUGCUCGCGGUCGCGGUCUCGGACGAAGCCACGAACCCAAUCUUGGCAGACAUGGAACUCGCAUCACCUAGCUUCACCGAGCCAGGCUCUUUCGGACAGGCUGUUGGUGCGCCGUACCGCGGGCCACUCAUCACAACCCAGGCCGAGCGUGAAGACUACGCCCAGAGUCUCCAGCUGGCAUCCCAAAUCCAAGCUGCGAACGCUAAAGCAGAGGGGUCAUCGAAAAGAAAAAGUUUCUUCAAAUUCUGGGAGAAAUAUCCAUCCGCCCCGGCAGGUCAGGUGCGGACUACGAAGAAAGGUCAACAAGAGAUCGUGGUUGAAGAGUUCGAUCUAGAGAAAUAUGGCCGCUAUGGCAAGGGGUCGAUGCGAGAAGGCGAGAAGCUUCCUGGCCUUACGCGGACCCUCUUGAAAAUAUUGUUUUUCGGACUGAACAUGUUGGUCAAGGGAUUGACCUUGAUGGUCAAGAUACUAGCAUGGUUGCUAGUUCAUUCAACGCGCUGCUUGACUAGCGACAAAUUCUGA
Molecule: messenger RNA, 2091 nt
Organism: Penicillium subrubescens
Lineage: Eukaryota; Fungi; Ascomycota; Eurotiomycetes; Eurotiales; Aspergillaceae
Exons: 3
Coding region: 1-2091 (696 amino acids)
Source: RefSeq, a predicted model, not a curated record